AUGCCGCCGUCGCCGGGGGAGGCCGCCGGCGUCACGGACGGAGCGGCUCGGCGCGUCCCGUCGCCCGACCCGUCCCCUGACCGCGCGCGGCAGCAGAGCGACGGCGGUGACGAGACGCUGGCGCUCCGGAUGGCGACGCUGUGCAUGAACCGCGGCAACCACCACCAGGCGCUGCAGAUCGUCCGCCGCGUCCUCGUGCAGGCGCCGGGGAACCCCGACGCACUGGCCGCGAAAGGGCGGUGUCUGGAGGCAGCGCAAGCCCUGCCAGAAGCGUACAGCUGCUACGCGUCUGCGCUGGCGACGGACCCGAGCCACAAGGAGUCGCUGCUGCGCUGCGCGACGAUGUACCGCACGCGCGGACUGCUCGACGACGCGCUGGCGGCGCUCAACAGGAUACCGGGGGCGGAGUGCAGCACCGACGUCGCUGCGGCGCGGGCCGCCGUCCUGUCGGACACGGGCACGAAGCUCAAGGGCGAGGGCAGGACGCACGAGGCCAUCGAGAGGUACCGCGAGGCCAUUCAGGCCGAUCCAGCGUACGCGCCCGCGCGGUACAAUCUCGGCGUCCUGUUCGGCGAGUGCGGGCGGCCCGAGGACGCCGCGGCGGAGUACGAGCGCGCCAUCGACAUCGCGCCCGCGUACCCCGAGGCGCUGUGCAACCUGGGCGUCAUCCACCGGUCCGCGGGGCGGCUGCAAGAGGCGAUCAAGCUCCACGAGCGCGCCCACCGGGCCUCCCCGGGCGACGCGGUCGUGCGGCACAACCUGGCGAGCACGCUCACCGACGCAGCAGCACAAGAGACCGCCGACGGCCGACACGACGAGGCCGUGGCGCUGCUCGAGCGGGCGCUGGCGCUGGACCCGGUCCACGCCGCGGCGCUGUACAACAUGGGCGUGGCGUGCGCGCACCGGCGGCAGAACGCGCGCGCGAUCUUCUUCUACGAAACGUGCGUGCGGCAGCACCCGACGGCGAUGGCCGAGGCGUGGAACAACCUGGGCGUGCUGUGCCGGACGGAGGGCAACAUGACGCGGGCGGAGGAGUGCUUCCGGCGCGCGGUGACGCUCAAGCCGAACUUCACGCAGGCGCUCAACAACCUCGGCGUCAUCUUCACGGCGCGUGGCGAGGCGCAGGAGGGGCUGCAGAUGCUGCAAGCGGCCAUCGCGGCGGAUCCCACGUACGCCGAGGCGCACAACAACCUGGGCGUGCUCAUGCGCGACAUCGGGGCGAUCGACGAGGCCAUCGCGGCGUACAGCCGCUGCUCAGAGCUCGAUCCGACGAACCGCAACGCCGCGCAGAACAGGCUGCUCUGCUUGAACUACAUCCGCGACGGGAAAGACCCGUACGUGUCCUCGCAGCACCUUGCGUGGGGCGCGCGCAUGGAGACCCUCGCGGAGAAGCUCGAGCCGCUCCCAAACGCGUCCACGUGGGACUGCGCGCCCGAGCGGCCGCUCGUGAUCGGAUACGUCAGCCCGGACCUCUACACGCACAGCGUGUCGUACUUCGCGGAGGUGCCCAUCACGCGGGCGUGCGGGGCGGACUUCGAGGUGCGCGUGUACAACUGCACGCCCACGCCCGACGCAAAGACGCGGCUGCUGCGGGAGCGCGUCGAGGCCGCUGGGAACGCGUGGGUCGACUGCGCGGCCCUCGACGAGCGCCAGCUCGCCGAGCGCAUCCGCGCCGACCGCGUGGACGUCCUCGUCGAGCUGACGGGCCACACGGCCAACAACCGAUUGGGCACGAUGGCGAUGCAGCCGUGCCCGGUCGGCGUGACGUGGAUCGGGUACCCCAACACCACGGGCCUCGCGUCGGUGCACUACCGCAUCACCGACGCCGUCGCGGACCCCGAAACCACCCCCCAGGUGUUCAGCGAGGAGCUGGUACGCCUCCCGGGGUGUUUCCUGUGUUAUACCGCGCCGGACGACGCCCCCGCGGUGGGCCCCGCGCCUGCGACCGCGAACGGCUUCGUGACGUUCGGGUCCUUCAACAACCUCGCUAAGAUCACGCCGGAGGUCGUGCGUGUGUGGGCGCGGAUCCUUCACGCGGUGCCUGGGAGCCGGCUGCUGCUGAAGAACAAGCCGUUCGCGUGCGACGUCGCGCGCGGGCACGUGAUGGGCGUGCUCGAGGCCGAGGGCAUCGACGCGUCCCGCGUCGACAUGCUGCCGCUCGCGCCCGGCACGCGAGACCACCUCAGCACCUACAACUCUAUGGACAUCAGCCUCGACCCGUUCCCGUACGCCGGUACGACGACGACGUGCGAGUCGCUGCUGAUGGGCGUGCCGGUGCUGACGCUCCGGGGCGCGUGCCACGCGCAGAACGUCUCCGUGUCGCUGCUGACGGCGGUCGGCAUCGCGGACGGCUGGGUGGCGGGCUCUACGGACGAGUACGUGCACCUGGCGGCGCAGUGGGCGUCCGACCUCAGCGGCCUCGCGGAGCUGCGUGGCUCCCUGCGAGAUCGACUCCUGCGCAGCCCGCUCUGCGAUGCGGGGCCGUUCAUGGACGGCGUGGAGGCGGAGUAUCGCCGGAUGUGGAAGCGAUGGUGUCGCGGGCAGGUAGAGGCGUCGGCUGCGGCGGCCGCGAUCGCGAAUGCCGCGGUCGAGGUGCCGGCGGCGGACGGCAGCGGGCAAAGGAUCGGGUCGGCGAAGAGGAGCAAGCGGGCGGGUGCGGACCUGAAAGAGGGGGGGUCUCCGCGGGGGGAUGUUGGGCUCCCGGGGGGGAGUCAGCACUCCCCACGAUGGCGCCCGCCGCCGGUGCUGACGGGUAACGGGAGGGCGAGUCGCGCAGGGGAGAGGGAGAGCCCGGCCGGCCGCGAUGACUCCCCGGAACCCACGCAGAGUAGCACGAUGGUAGAGUCGCCGUCGCACAAGCGAGCGAGGCCCGGUGCGGUCGCGAGCGGCGGGGACGCGGCGGAGAAUACGGCGGACGAGGUGCAGAGCACCAGCAAGAUCAAGGCGGCGAACGGCAGCGGGUGA
Pedinophyceae sp. YPF-701 is the source of this 2964-nucleotide messenger RNA. Lineage: Eukaryota; Viridiplantae; Chlorophyta; Pedinophyceae. The record is from the annotation of a GenBank genome assembly.